UGUGGAGGAGAGGAGACUCAUUCUGGACCCAUCAUACUACCAUGCUCAGCUAGAAUCGAUUGAAGACUUGACCAGGGGGUGGUGAAGUUGCAUGCAAAAGGAAUAUUGAUUGUUGAUAAGACCAGCAUGUAUUUUGGUAACGUCUGUCAGACCGCUACCCUGCCUUCAUUGGACCUUGGGCCUCCUGUGGGAGGAGUCCACCAAUCCAUGGCGCUGAAGCCCCUCCUCCCGCUCAGCCUGUUCCAUGGUUUCACUGAAAUGGACCGUGAUCACAAAUCCCGUUUUGGUCCAGGAUUUGGACUAACCACGCCCUUUAUGAGGAAACCCAGCUCAUCGUGUGUCGUUUGCCGACUGAGGUUCAACUCAGAGAGCCAGGCCUCAUCCCAUUACAAUGGUACCAAACACUUCAAGAGGCUCAAAGCCCUCAACCCACUGGACUGCAAGACCAGAGCCCCCGACACAGUAUCCAAGGAAACCACGACCAAGAGCAUAUCACCCUGCCUUGUGCCGCCCGGCUCAGAACCCAGUUCAACAGAUGUCACAGCCGGAGCCAUGUUGUCACCACCCUCUGCCUCUAGGGUGGUUCCAUCGACCUGCAGCCCAUCUGUAUCCAUGGAAAUGCCCUCUGACCCCUCUCUGUCACUCUGUCCCCUGGUGGAGAAGGAGAUGGAGGGAGAGGUGGAGGAGGUUGUGGAGUCGGAGGAAAAGAAGGCUAAGAGACUACUAUACUGUUCUCUCUGCAAGGUGGCGGUCAACUCUGCAUCCCAGCUACAGGCUCACAACAGUGGCACGAAACACAAGACAAUGCUGGAGGCCAGGAGCGGCGACGGAGCCAUAAAGUCAUUCCCCAGGUCAGGGGUCAAAGCCAAGCUGGCCACUCCCACUGAGGUGUCGACUGGGCUACAGAACAAAACUUUCCACUGUGAGAUCUGCGAUGUGCACGUCAACUCCGAGACACAACUCAAACAGCACAUCAGCAGUAGAAGGCAUAAAGACCGUGCAGCAGGGAAGCCAGCCAAGCCCAAGUUUAGCCCCUAUGGUCUGCCGCCUCAAUGCAACCAGAAUCUGCAGACAGUUGGGAUCACUCUGAGGAAGGAGGACUUGGCAAAGCCUCUCGUCUCGCGCCUCUUACAGAGCCAUCUCUCCCUCGCUGCUGCUGCUGCCAUGGCAACCCUGUCCCCGUUCCAUUUGUGCCCUGCCCCUACAUCUGGCUCCGCCCUCUUUCAGACUCAGCCCCUCCUCCACCAGCCCCUAUUACAUCCUGCCCCAGGACCUCUCCGUAUGGCACAUACAUCAGUUCUGUUCUCACCGUACUGACACAGACCUGAACCAGAUUUGGUCUACUCCUGACUCAGACCCAUGUCAGAUGGACCAGAACUUAACUCUGUGGGACCAGUACAGACAAACUGCAGUCUGUAAAGUUGGAAACAGAGUUGGGAUCAGAUUCAGAGUAUUUAUCUCUACUGACCAUCUUGGACCAGGGUGUCUAUGUUGGUUUUUGUGCGAUGCUUGAGUGUGUGCGUGUGUGCGUGUGUGGGUGUGUGUUCAUGUGUUCGUUUGUGUGUUUGUCAUGAAAUAUGAGUAUUGUUUUUCAAUAAAGAAUUUGUUGCUUACCUUGAUACUAAUCCCUCUUUGGGUCCCGUUCAAGAAUUUCUGAAAAACUGAAAUGAAUUAAGAGACGCAGAUCCUUCAUUUUGGCUUCAAACGAUGGGCCUCAAUUAUUUAUUACUUACAGGUAAUCCCCUUGGCUUUACUUCUUCAGAUAAAUCACAACAGGAAUGUGCUCCUUGACCGUGACUUUAUUGUCUGGGAGAUGCUGCUGUGCACAGGAGGACCCAGGCCCCAUGAAUCUCUGUAGAGAUCCAUUUAAUCACACAUAUGUUGGUAUAUCUAAUGUUUUGGUGGGAGGUAGUCUAUAAGAAGGGGUUAACGGUUAACCCCUAUCAAAUACAACUAUUUGAUAAAGACAUCCUUAACAGGAUUUUUUACAAUAUACAUAUUAUCAUAUAUUCUCUGUGGAGAUGGGAGAACCUUCCAGAAGGACAACCAUCUCUGCAGCACUCCAUCAAUCAGGCAUUUAUGGUAGAGUGGCCAGACGGAAGCCACUCCUCAGUAAAAGGCACAUGACAGCCCCCUUGAAGUUUACCAAAAGGCACCUAAAGGACUCUGAUCAUGUGAAAGAAGAUUAUCUGGUCUGAUGAAACCAAGAUUGAACUCUUUGGCCUGAAUGCCAAGCGUCACGUCUGGAAGACACCUGGCACCAUCCCUACAGUGAAGCAUGGUGGUGGCAGCAUCAUGCUGUGGGGAUGUUUUUCAACAGCAGGGACUGGGAGACUAGUCAAAGUAAAAAAAUAUCCUUGAUGAAAACCUGCUCUUGAGCGCUCAGGACCUCAGACUGGGGUGAAGGUUCACCUUCCAACAGGACAACGAACUGAACCACACAGCCAAGACAAUGCAGAAGUGGUUUCGGGCCCAGUCUCUGAAUGUCCUUGAGUGGCCCAGACUUGAAAGCUGUGCAGUGACGCUUCCUAUCCAACCUGACAGAGCAUGAGAGGAUCUGAAGAGAAGAAUGGGAGAAACUCCCCAUUGGUGUGCCAAGUUUGUAGCGUCAUACUAAAGAAGACUUGAGGCUGUAAUUGCUGUUAAAGGUGCUUCAACAAAGUACUGAAUAAAGGGUCUGAAUACUUCUGUAAAUGUGAU
Molecule: messenger RNA, 2700 nt
Organism: Oncorhynchus nerka (sockeye salmon)
Lineage: Eukaryota; Metazoa; Chordata; Actinopteri; Salmoniformes; Salmonidae
Product: zinc finger protein 385D-like
Exons: 8
Coding region: 127-1317 (396 amino acids)
Cellular component (GO): nucleus
Molecular function (GO): nucleic acid binding; zinc ion binding
Source: RefSeq, a predicted model, not a curated record